Messenger RNA from Apis laboriosa (Himalayan honeybee), 1306 nucleotides. RefSeq names its product E3 ubiquitin-protein ligase CHIP (gene STUB1). Gene Ontology annotation, molecular function: ubiquitin protein ligase activity; protein-folding chaperone binding. Lineage: Eukaryota; Metazoa; Arthropoda; Insecta; Hymenoptera; Apidae. Gene Ontology annotation, biological process: cellular response to misfolded protein; positive regulation of proteolysis; protein quality control for misfolded or incompletely synthesized proteins. Gene Ontology annotation, cellular component: cytoplasm; Z disc. The transcript is spliced from 4 exons. Bases 174 to 1070 code for a protein of 298 amino acids. The record is from RefSeq and is a predicted model, not a curated record.
CAAGGAAAAUGGAAGAACGUAUAUGUCAUUAAGGUUAAGGUUAUACAAUAUUAUUUUGUUAGUCGAUUUGUUUACAAUUCGACUAUUUUUUCUUAUAAGAAAUAUUAGUAAAUAAUCCAACGAGACUUCAUAUGUAGAAGAGUGUUUAAUACGGCACAACAUUUGUUGCCAAGAUGAGUAAAAUGUAUACAACCGCCAACCUCUCUGACAAAGAGUUAAAAGAAGAAGGAAAUCGACUUUUCAAUCUUCACAAAUAUGAGGAUGCUGCACACUGCUACACCAAAGCAAUUAUUAAAAAUCCAACCCAAGCACUAUAUUUUACGAACCGAGCGCUGUGUAACCUGAAAUUGAAACGAUGGGAAUCAUCCUGUCUAGACUGCAGACGUGCUCUCGAUAUCGAUCCAUGUCUGGUGAAGGGUCAUUUUUUCUUGGGUCUAGCUCUUCUUGAAAUGGAACUCUUCGAUGAAGCUGUGAAACAUUUACAAAGAGCUGUGGAUUUGGCCAAGGAACAAAAGUUAAAUUAUGGAGAUGAUAUGACCAGCAUUUUAAGGCAAGCACGAAAACGUUGUUUUCAAUUGAGAGAAGAACAGAGAAUUGCUCAAGAUAUUGAAUUACAAUCAUAUCUGAAUCAAUUGAUAGUAGAAGAUGCUGAACGAAGUUUAGCUGCCUUAAAGGAACAAGAAGCAAUUAAAGAUGUAGAUAGUAAAAGUGAAGGAGAAGCCUCAUCUAUUGAAUUUACAAGGAAAAAAGAAGAGAUAGAAGAAAAAAGAGAUACAUGUAUGGCUCACCUUAAUGAUUUAUUUGCAAAAGUGGAUGAAAGAAGAAGGAAAAGAGAAGUACCUGAUUAUUUAUGUGGAAAAAUUAGUUUUGAAAUUUUACAAGAACCUGUAAUAACGCCAAGUGGAAUUACAUAUGAACGAAAAGACAUUGAAGAACAUUUACAAAGGGUGGGACACUUUGAUCCAGUUACUAGAGUUCGUUUAACUCAGGAUCAAUUAAUCCCUAAUUUAGCAAUGAAGGAAGUAGUUGAUACAUUUCUACAAGAAAAUGAGUGGGCAUUAUAUUAUUAAUUUGUAAAAUUAGGUUACUGCCAUAUUUCUAUGAUAAUUGCAUAUAUCAUGAUUAUUUUUGGGUCUCAUUAAUUUACAUAAAUGUGUAUAUCAUUAUCUUGUAAACAGUAAAUAGAUCAUAUAUCUAUAUAAAGUUGAAUUCAAUUUUUUCUAUCAAUUUGAUGUAAUUUAGUUUGUUAUUUAAACAAUUGUUGAUUAAUUAAAUAAAAUUAACUAAAAUUAAAAAUAAGAAUAAA